CUCAUUGUAUACGGUCUGGUAUUAUUUCAGAUUUUUAGUAUCCGUUCGGUAUUUUUAUAUCUGCAGCCACACUUCAAUUUGACUUUGUUUUUGUUUCAACAUGGCAAAGUUUUUGGGCAUUAACCGGCUCACCAAGCUGUUCCAGAUCGUCCGGGAAGCCGGAGGUCUGAAGCAAGCGUACCUGAAGCUAUAUAGGAACGAUGAACUGAAGAUCGGAACCCUUGUGGGAAUCGACAAGUACGGCAACAAAUACUUCGAGAACCCUUACUACUUCUAUGGGCGUAAUCGCUGGAUCGAGUUUGCACCACAUGUCAACAUGGACUACGAUGGAUCCAUGAUUCCCGCCGAAUGGUACGGCUGGAUGCACUAUAAGACCGACCUGCCUCCCAUUCGCGAUGGAUGCCGCCCUAAACACAAGUGGAUCGCGGACCACAGCGAGAAUCUUUCCGGCACCAAGGAGGCUUACUACCCCUACACCACAACACCCAACAAGGUUGAGGCCUGGGAUCCCAAGGCGAAGAAAUAGAAUAGCUAAUUAUUAUUUUUAAAAUUCAAGUGCAUAUGGCUGCGAUUGAAAAGAAUACUUAAAUGUGUUAAUAAAUCCAUUUUCGUUGACUUGACACGCGAAGAACGAUUUGAGACAA
Messenger RNA from Drosophila eugracilis, 644 nucleotides. It is a transcript of the gene ND-B17.2, whose product is annotated as probable NADH dehydrogenase [ubiquinone] 1 alpha subcomplex subunit 12. Gene Ontology annotation, cellular component: membrane. Gene Ontology annotation, biological process: mitochondrial respiratory chain complex I assembly; response to oxidative stress. Bases 101 to 526 code for a protein of 141 amino acids. The record is from RefSeq and is a predicted model, not a curated record. The transcript is spliced from 5 exons. NCBI's taxonomy places the organism in Eukaryota, Metazoa, Arthropoda, Insecta, Diptera, Drosophilidae.